Molecule: messenger RNA, 3009 nt
Organism: Nothobranchius furzeri (turquoise killifish)
Lineage: Eukaryota; Metazoa; Chordata; Actinopteri; Cyprinodontiformes; Nothobranchiidae
Product: mRNA decay activator protein ZFP36L1
Molecular function (GO): mRNA binding; metal ion binding
Source: RefSeq, a predicted model, not a curated record
CACGCACACACACACACACACACACAACCUCCCCUUCAGACAGGACGAGGGGGGGUGGAUGGGUGGGUUUCCCCAACUAUUUAAGCAGAUUCCAGCAGAUGGUUGAGGAACUUUCCUCCUGCAGACACGUUGCUGGUUUUCCCUGCAGCUCUGACUUUUCCCACAACAGGACCGGUUGGAUUCUUCUCUCAUCACCUUCACGUUUCCUUUCUUCAACUCCAGGAAAGUUUGCCCUCCACAGCUCGGUCACGCACCAAGCUCCUUCACAGAGUUGAAGACGGUGGAGCGAACCAUGCCCUCUGACUUCCUGACACCUUUCCUGGAACUGGAUGAGGAAUUCUGCAAGAGUUUCCGUGGCCUGGAUGCAGCAGACGGCCCUCCAGUCAGCCCAAAGGUUCUGGGCUUCCAGAGACGCCACUCGCUCUGUCCCGUGACGCUUCCCAACUCCAAGUUCAACAGCAGCAGCUCCGAGGCCUUGGAGUCGGCCUGCCGGGGGCUCAGCCUGGCCUCCAACCAGCAGUGGAACCGCGUGUUCCCGCGCUCCUCGCUCAGCCACAUCCCCUUCAGGGUGGACCGCUCCGUCAGCAUGAUCGAGGGGAACGUCGGUAGCUUGGGAACCAGAGAGGACAAAACGCCCGGCGUGUCUCCACCCCUGCUGCUGCCCCCACCGGGGCUGUGCCUCAGCAACACCUCCCUGGCCUCCCCCGUGCCCUCGUCUUCCCCCAGGCAGCUGGCACCGCCACCUCACAUCUCCAGUCGCUACAAGACCGAACUCUGCCGCACCUUUGAGGAGAGCGGGACCUGCAAGUACGGCGCCAAGUGCCAGUUUGCCCACGGCCUGGACGAGCUGAGGGGUCUCAGCAGGCACCCCAAGUACAAGACAGAGCCGUGCCGCACUUUCCACACGAUCGGCUUCUGUCCGUACGGCGCCCGCUGCCACUUCAUCCACAACGCAGACGAGGUGCACGCCGCCGGCGCCCCUGCGCCUCAGAGGCACAAGCUGAGGCCUCCUCUGUUGAGGCACAGCCUCAGCUUCGCAGGCUUCUCCUCUCCACACACUUUCCAACCUGUAGAGGAGUCUCACCCAUCCUCCCUCCUCUUCACACGGGCCUCCUCUGUCUCUCCCCCUCCCUCUUCCACGGGGAGCCCAGAGCUCCUGUCCCCCCUCGUCCCUGAGCCUGGUGCCCCGAAGCUCUGCCCCUAUCCCUUCUCCUCUGGCAUCAGCGAGCUUGCAGGCUCGCUGGCUCGCAAUUUCUACGCUGUGACUGACUGCAAGUGUUCAACAUCUGCCCUCCCGUCUAAAAAGCUCCCGCUGCACCUCCCUCAGCAGCCAGCCGCCCCCCUGAGCGGCUGCCUCGGCCUCCAGCGCUGCUCCUCGGCCGACUCCCUCUCUGAGGAGGGCUUUACGUCCUCCUGCUCCCUCAGCUCUUCUUCCAGCGACGCCGAGUCGCCGAGCUUCGAGGGCCGGCGCCUGCCCAUCUUCAGCCGCCUCUCCAUCUCAGACGAAUGAGAACAAGCUUUACUUGGCAGCUGAGGUUGAUCAGGGACAGACGCUCUAACGUUUUAUCCACAUGUGGCCCAAGCGGCGCUCACGGGGGAUUAAAACGUUAGACUUGCAGUUCCUUCCUGGAUCCAGCUGAGUAAACGUACUGAUCUUUGUGCAUAUUGCAUUUCUCAGCCAAGCAGCUGUAGCGCUGCUCCGCGUUUGUCCAGUUUUAGCCGACUCUUCCCGUUUUGUUGAUACCUUUAGCCUUUUUGUUUGAUGCCAUUGUUACUGCUGUAUACUGUUGUAUACCCAUGUUUUAGGGUAAUUCCUGCUUUGUGGAACGUUCUGUGUGAGAAUUCUGUGUACCCUGAUUUCUGAAGGAUUUUUACAUUAUUUUUUACUAAAAAAUAGGAUCCAUUUGAUGAUUUUUAUCCACAUUUUUUUGUUUUAUUCCUCUAAAAUCUGCAUGACUGGAAUGUUGAUCACGUUUAGGACUCUCCGCGUGCGUGUUGUUCAUCCAAGAGGGAGAUGUUUUGAUGCUCGUCAGCUGUCUGAAUGAUUAGUCGAUUGGCUGCACCCACAUGAUUGUAUUUGUCAGCUGUGAAGCAGCAAGAAUAGCACAAGUAGAGAAAGCCAGAGUCUCUAGUUACCAAAGUUCUCCUAACCUAGAGCUGCAGGAAACCCAUCCAGAGUGUAUGAUUAAUACCGUAGCCUAACACGUUUUAGAUCUAUUUAUUGCUUUUGUGCAUGUUUUUGGUUUGAUUUUGUGUUUUUGUGCAUUUUUGGAGGAAAAGAUGGCAGAACGCUUUACUUUUAUUUUGGGAUUCGUGUUUUCCAUCCAGAAGCUUUAAAUGCUUGAGGAGAGGAGGGAAAGUUAGGAGGAGGAAAAUCAUUUUGGCAUUCUGUGUUUAUGUUGCCUUAUCGGCUAACGGGCCUGGUGGGAAACGGGGCUCGCUUGGGUUUUACCGGCAGCCGGGAGGUGGGAAAACCCAACGAGUCCGCUCUCCUCUCCUUCAAGCCUCACAUUUCCUGAUUGUACAGAUUUUUUUUCCCAGCUCACACGGAGCAAGUCAUGGUGGAAGAGUGGUCCACGCCAUGAGUCAGCCGCUGCAGAUGGACGUGGAGGGUUUGGACCGCUCCAUCGCGUCACGGCGGUGUGGGCGUGUAGAAGUGGUAGCUACAUGACAAUGUGUUUGUAGAUGGACCUCUGUUGCACACCAGCUAGCUGGCAGCAGGCCAAAUCCAAACAGGAAGUUCCUCUUUUCUCUUGUAAUCGGCUCAACCUGCCUGGAGGAAGUCAGAGACGCUUCUAGUUGCUGCGGCUCGUUUGCGACUCGACGGCAAGAUGUUUUAAAUAACUUGUUAAAUUAAAGUCCUAUUUAUUGUGUUUGAUAGCCUAUAUUGUGUUUUUUCACGUAAUUUAAAUGCAUCCAUUGUUUACAUUCCAGCGGUUAUGUCGAUAACCUUUUUUUAUCUUAAUAUAUGUCAAUUUUUAUUUCAAAAUAAAAGUCUUUUGGAAAAAU